AUGGUUUCAAUCACCACCCUCGGGAAGCGGCCCAUGAAGCGCGCACGAAGCGAUUCGGACACAUCUGGCACCGGCCCGCCAACCAAACGCCAGCGCCUUCAAUCUCCCGAUAGCGAGGGAGAAAAACGUGAUCUUCUAUCUGACUCGGAGGGACUUGCCAAGAACAAAAGUGACGCAAUCGUUUCAUUUGAGCCAAACAACUGGGAGACAUAUCUGAGCCAAGACGCAAGUGAGAGCGACGUGGUCACUUUCAUUGACCCCGGUCUGACAGAGCCCGUCGCAACGGAGUCUGACUAUGGUGAUGAGAACGUGGCCCCGCCAUAUAUCCUAACGAAGCCCGUCACAGUCAUUGCCCCGUUUUCCGAACCCAUUGAUCCCGCCGAGAUUCAAGCUCGUGAGGAGUCCUGGGCACGGUGCCAUCAACUGACGUUUCUUCUUGCCCGGGAGGUUGACAUUGCCCCAGCCGCUCCCGACGCCACGAUCACCAAUCAGCGUCUCGCGUCGCCCUUCCAGCUCAACGAUCAGUAUCAGUCCAUCGGCGCAUAUCUUGAUGAUGAAGCGGAAUCCAAGGAAAAUGACGAGGAGUCCAAAUCCGAUGCAUCGGACAUUGGGAUCUUACAGCCUCUUGAGUCCGAGGACAAAAUUGCCAACGGUUGUGACUCUGUCGUCGAUUUUCAAAUCUACAUCGACGCCGACGCGAAAUCCAACAUCUCGGACAGCAACGCUUCGGAUAAUGUCUCUGGCGAUGACAAAGUCAAGUUACUCGAGACAAACCAGGAUGUCGCUGAGGAUCUUGGUGGCGGUGAUGACAAGGAACCUUCCUCCUACGUCAUGAUUCGUCCGGAGCCGCGCAGUCCAUCCCCGGGAAGCGAAGACGACCCUUGGAUGCAUCGCCACAUCUUGAGCCCGAUUCCUGUGUCGCUGCUUCACAAGGUUUCAGAUGAUGCGUCUGGCGCUUGA
Messenger RNA from Sporothrix brasiliensis 5110, 960 nucleotides. RefSeq lists its product as uncharacterized. NCBI's taxonomy places the organism in Eukaryota, Fungi, Ascomycota, Sordariomycetes, Ophiostomatales, Ophiostomataceae. Bases 1 to 960 code for a protein of 319 amino acids. The record is from RefSeq and is a predicted model, not a curated record. The transcript has 3 exons.